Molecule: messenger RNA, 1041 nt
Organism: Xiphias gladius (swordfish)
Lineage: Eukaryota; Metazoa; Chordata; Actinopteri; Istiophoriformes; Xiphiidae
Gene: khdrbs2
Product: KH domain containing, RNA binding, signal transduction associated 2
Exons: 9
Coding region: 10-1041 (343 amino acids)
Biological process (GO): regulation of alternative mRNA splicing, via spliceosome
Cellular component (GO): nucleus
Molecular function (GO): poly(A) binding; mRNA binding
Source: RefSeq, a predicted model, not a curated record
GUGAUAACAAUGCAUCCAGAUAAGUACUUACCUGAAUUAGUGGCCGAGAAAAACAGCUUGGACCCCUCCUUUGUGCAUGCGGUGCGGCUGCUUGCAGAAGAGAUUGAAAAGUAUGAAGGGGAUGAAUUGAGAAAAGAUGGUGACAUGAAGAAAUACCUAGAUAUCAUCAGCAAUAAAAAUACCAAGCUCUCUGAAAGAGUUCUCAUUCCAGUCCAACAGUAUCCAAAGUUUAAUUUUGUUGGGAAGCUUCUUGGACCACGGGGAAAUUCCAUGAAAAGAUUACAGGAGGAAACGGGAGUGAAGAUGUCCAUCCUCGGCAAAGGGUCCAUGAGGGAUAAAGGCAAGGAGGAAGAAUUAAGGAAAAGCGGGGAGGCCAAAUACGCCCAUCUGAGUAAUGAUCUUCACGUUUUAAUUGAAGUCUUUGCUCCACCUGGAGAGGCCUAUUCCCGCAUGAGUCACGCCUUGGAGGAGAUUAAAAAAUUCCUAGUUCCAGACUAUAAUGACGAGAUCAGACAGGAGCAACUGAGAGAGCUCUCCCUGUUGAAUGGCGGUGACGAGUCGAGCAGAGGGAGGGGUGCACAAGGGAGGAGCGUACGACCAGCAACCACAAUAUCCACAAGGGGCCACAGGGGCACAGGAAGGAGUGCAGCAGCACCUCGGGGGACAGCAGCAGCGACACACAGCAAACUUCCCACGACUGUUUUAACAAGGGAGUUACAAGCUCCGAGAGCCAGGGGGGCGGCAGGGAGUGCUGGAUACAGGGUCCCGCUGUUAGCAGUCACACAUGAAUCGUAUGACGACUAUGGCUACGAUGAUGGAUAUGGGGGAGAAUAUGAUGACGAAAGUUACGGAGCCUAUGAGGAUAACUACAGCAAUCAGUCAAAGAGCAUUUCAGAAUAUUACGAAUAUGGACAUGGAACCAGUGAUGAAUCCUACAACAACUAUGAGGAGGAGUGGGCGACUACCCGUCCUAGUCUCAAAGCCCCUGUUUUACGGCUGACAAGAGGGGGCUACAGGAAACAUCCCUAUGGUAGAUACUGA